AUGUCAUCCGACAAAACGUCCCCAUCUCCGGGAUCCGAAAGUAAUGAUGAUAGUAGCAAAGGUUCGACUCCCACAAGUAAGGCUGGUGUGAUGAAAAGUAAAAAUCAAAGGGUUAGAUUUCCUGCUGAUAAUAAUCCGUUGUCAAGAGUUAUACACUAUCCCAAUGGAGAUGAGAGCCCGUCCGGUUCUCCGUUCAGUGAUCCAUCCAACUCUUCAUCGUCUACCUCACCGACAGUACCAGUUAAACAACCAGGUGAUGGAGGCUUUACGCUUAAGCCGGCUCCGAAGUCCAAAAAGCGUUUAAGCUCACCGCUAGCCAGUCCGCCUAUUGUAGUACAGGAUCAUGAUCAGAAUGUUAUCGCUCAUAUACCAACUUCUUCAGCAAGCCCAACGUUUUCAAGUCUAUAUGCUGCUACAGAGGACAGACAUAUAAGCAGUAGUGGCGGUAAUAAUGACGGCGACUACUUUACUCACAAAUCACCCACUUAUGUCCCAUCCAAACAUAGGGACUCUGAAGUGCUUCAGAUGACUACUCUCGCGAAUACUCUGUAUAACCGAUCCUCAAAUGCUCAGUUGGAUGAAGUAUACGACAAUGAUAGCUAUGGAAAUGACGGAUAUGAUUCUGAGGGAGACAUUCAAAGUAGGCGAUCAUAUGAUUCUAGAGCAGGACUGUUACAAGUUCCUGAACCGGCUAUUACUGCAUCAACCAAUCCAUUACAACAUGUGCUGGAUGUUGGAAAUUACACAUCUGGAGGACUAGCUCCAGGUGCCGUAGACUACGAAGAAAAGUCUAAUAGAGGUUAUCCACACUCUGCCAAUGAUAGUAUAGAGAGUUCGCCUUACCUUAAUGGCGAGCACAUGGACGGGGAUAUACAAUUGCUUAAUCUUGAUAAGAAACUCCAGGAUCUGAAAGAUCAGACGGAAGCACUUGAAGCUGCUGGAGAAGCCGAGACUCUAGUUCGCAGUCAUACUGUAAGAAAUGGAGAAGCACCUCACCCGUUAUUGGCACAAGUCAAUAAUGGGGAGGGGGUUAGUGCUCCAACAAAUUUCAACCCUGAAGAGGGUUUCACAGUUCCAAACUCUGACUUUCUACAAUCAGUAGUCUCUGGUAGAGAAGAGGAAGAAGAUUAUCCACACACGCCACCUCCAGAUGGACUUCAAACGCCACGACAUGAGGAUUACAUCUCACCUCCCUCACACGUUAAAUUGGGUAUUCUUGGUAGUUUGCUGAAACUUUAUGGUGAAAACGAAGAAGCAUCUAAGAGUAACGUCAGCUUAGGUGGAAGUACCUUAGGAGCUUAUUCUGAGCCUUCGUCGGCUGCCAACUCUCCACCUUCAGGCUCUGGAUCAAGUACUCCAAUUCAUCCUAAGCAUCCACGCCCGAAGAUUCUUAGGUUACAUUCGUCUGAAGACACUAGACCAAAGUCUCCGAAGUGGUACAAACACAAGCAUCACGCAUCAGCAGGAUCUCUCGGAGACCUUGUUAUGAGUGCAUCGCAGACACUUGCUGCUCCAGGGAUUCAUACCGAUAUCUCGCAAGGAAGAAGAACUAAGCAGUAUAAGAAACAACCUGGCGUUUCAAAGAAAAAGCAAAAAGCCGCCAGAUUAGCAGAGCAAAUUAGAAUCACUGUUCAUAUUGCUGAUGUUCUACAGAGGCAGCGUUUUAUUUUGAGAAUGUGUCGUGCUUUGAUGAUGUUCGGGGCUCCUACCCAUCGUCUUGAGGAGUAUAUGAAAAUGACUUCGAGAGUUUUAGAGAUUGAUGGCCAAUUUCUAUAUAUUCCAGGGUGUAUGAUCACAUCUUUUGGCGACCCAACUACACAUACAUCUGAAAUGCAUCUUGUGAGGGUUGUUCAGGGACUGAAUUUGAAUAAACUACAGGUUGUACAUCAGAUCUAUAAAGAAGUGGUACAUGAUAUUAUAGGAGUUCAGGAAGCUUCAACUAGAUUGGACGAUCUGGUGAAGUCAAAGAACAUGUACCCACGUUGGCUGUGCAUUAUGUUUUUUGCUUUGGCGUCUGCAUUUUUCAGCGUUCUCUCCUUUGGUGGAAGGUGGAUUGAUUUCCCUAUAUCGAUGGUGCUAGGUGGCUUAGUAGGAUUUCUUCAAAUCUGGAUAGCCCCAAGGUCGGACCUUUAUAGCAAUGUUUUCGAAGUUACCUCUUCUAUUCUGGUCAGUUUUUUGGCGAGAGCGUUUGGUUCGAUUGGUAGUAAUCAGGAUAUAUUUUGCUUUGCUGCUAUUGCUCAGGGUUCUUUAGCACUAAUUCUUCCUGGAUAUAUUAUUCUGUGUGGGUCAUUAGAACUGCAGUCAAAAAAUAUUGUUGCUGGGGCUGUGAGGAUGUUUUAUGCGGUUAUUUAUGCCUGUAAGUAUUAG
Messenger RNA from Sugiyamaella lignohabitans, 2367 nucleotides. It is a transcript of the gene PRM10, whose product is annotated as pheromone-regulated protein PRM10. The transcript has a single exon. Gene Ontology annotation, molecular function: transmembrane transporter activity. Gene Ontology annotation, biological process: transmembrane transport. The record is from RefSeq and is a predicted model, not a curated record. Bases 1 to 2367 code for a protein of 788 amino acids. NCBI's taxonomy places the organism in Eukaryota, Fungi, Ascomycota, Dipodascomycetes, Dipodascales, Trichomonascaceae.